Molecule: messenger RNA, 4854 nt
Organism: Syngnathoides biaculeatus (alligator pipefish)
Lineage: Eukaryota; Metazoa; Chordata; Actinopteri; Syngnathiformes; Syngnathidae
Gene: wt1b
Product: WT1 transcription factor b
Exons: 11
Coding region: 3067-4350 (427 amino acids)
Biological process (GO): regulation of transcription by RNA polymerase II
Cellular component (GO): nucleus
Molecular function (GO): DNA-binding transcription factor activity, RNA polymerase II-specific; RNA polymerase II cis-regulatory region sequence-specific DNA binding
Source: RefSeq, a predicted model, not a curated record
GCCUUCCCUUCCAGCCUUGUCGUUUCACAAGUCUUUUAAAUUAUGUCCCCGCUUUUACUGCGGCGAAUUGUUUCCACUUAAUUUCACCCUUCCAAAUUUAUGGCCGAAUCCCCGCAUAUCUCUGCUGGAUAGCUUCAGCUAAUGUAGCCUUAGCCUCAAAGAUAUCCAUCUACUCUUUCUGGGAGAUUAACCCUGGAUGACUUGGAUGAGAGUUACUGAGGUGAACCUGAUCCCUGGAAGAGGUUAUCAGAUGGGAGUUGUGGCCCAUCUGCGCGGACCACCAUCGCAGGCCCGUCCAACCCGGAAACGGCGUCCGUGUCAGAGGGCAAACACCCUCAACCGUAGCCCCCCUGACCCGUGGGCGCACGUGUUCUGCCUCCGUGCCAAGCCCAAUGCUGUCUGUCUGUGGCAGGUCACGGGGUGAUGGAAGUGAGUGGGGUGAAAAGGCGGAAGCCUGAAGGUUUUUGCUGCUGCUCCUUGGAAUUGUUCCAAAUUCUCUUCACGUUAACAGAGGCCCGAGUUCCAGUUAACAGGGGAAAAAAAGCUUCAAAUCAUAAUGUCGCCACCACACCGUGCUUCCCUGUAAGUAUGGUGUUUUAAUUUGUGUUUCUGCCAAACGUACCUUGUGGAAUUAUGGCCGUGAUGUUUGAUCUUAGUUUCCUCCGACCCAACAUAAUUUUCCACGAACAUUUGGGAGAUUUGAAGUAUCCUAACUGUAGUUGGGCUUCAAUGUUUUUUCUUUGUAAGAUGAAGGUUGAGGCUUGUCACCCUUCCCCAUAUCGCAGUCAAUGAAGAAAAUAAUAGUUUGCUGUCAUGUCGAUGCACUAAGUAAUCAGUAAUCGCCAGAAAUUUCUGCAGCACCUUCAGCUUUGCUGUCGACCUCUUUAGCAGGACUUCCAAUUCUUGCUAAUGUCACGGUUGUGCCAUAUUUUCUCCACUUGAUGAUGACUGUGAUUCUUAAAUUCUCUCGACUGAGCAAUUUCAUAUUUUAGCUUUGGUUCAAUGAAAGUGAUUAUGUAUCCUGAAAAUUUAACCUGAAACUGUUCCUAUAAUCUAUGUUUGAAUGUUGGGAAGAACAAUAGGCAAAACCUCCGGUCUUCCUAGCUUGGUUUACUUUAGAAGCAUCACACCAAGUAUCAAUGAUCAUAUACAUUCACACACAUACAUAACCUGCAAACAAGGCACAGAAUUUCGCCAUCUGUAUUUAACAAUGUCUUAUACCAAAUUUGUGGUUUAUGUGGAACAAAUAUAUACGUUUUAACAGCAGCUGCUGCGAUCCCCAGUAGGCUACUGGACCAUAGUGUAUCAGAUUCAAGGACUGAAUAUUACGUUCAGUCAAGGACGAAUGUAUGUUUAAAACCACAAAUUUCUUUAAACUAACUGCAACGUUGCCAAGAAGAAAGUUUACCAAUGUCAGUCAGCGUUACUCUUUCCGUCCGAGUCUGCAAUGCAUGCGCAUGUCACAGUCGAUGAAAAAAAAAAAUAAUAAUAAUUUGCUCAAAAUGGAGUACACAUUCGUUUCAUGCUGUGCUCUAAAUUUGAAUGAUGGUAACGAAAAUUGAUUUCCUGUACAUCACUUGCAACAAGCAAACACAUUUUUCAAUCAUUUUUUUUUUCCAAGACAGCAUUGACACUUUUUCUGUGUUUAAGAUGUCUUCAAAAAAUAUCAGAAAACCCCACUAGAACAUCUGCACUUUAUUUGGUGUUUAGACAAUUUAAAUGUAAAGUUGUUAACAUCAGCUUUAAUGUUAUUUGUUAAUUCUGAAAACCGGUGACAUUCCCAGUUAUAAGAGGGUGCACAUACUUGCGCAACCACAUUAUCGGUUUCUUUUUACUUACCCUCUUUUUAUUCAAUUAAGUUGUACGGGCUAUAAAUCACGCUAAUUUAUUAUUGUGAUCGAAUCUGUAAUGGAAUAAGAAGGAAGUUGACAGUUAAAAAGUGGUGGAAGUUAUUAAGUGUACAGUUUCAUUCCCUCUGUUUUCAUAUAUGUAAAUUGUGUGGUUAUAUAUAAUUUCAAUUUUAAAAAGUGAUAUCUGUGUUGCAUUGCUGUUGAGCUGCAUGUUGAGUUAACUCAGCUUUAUUUAUAGAGCGGGUCAAAACAUUAUUAAUUAUCCUCGUGUGUAAGCAUUUUUGAUGGUGCUCCAGAGCAGUGCAGUUUGUAUGGGGGUUUUUUCCCCCCUUCACAUUUAUGGUUUGCAUUACUUCCAAAAGUCAGUUUUUUAAACCUUUUUUUCAUAUUUUCAGCUCCCGAAACAUUGUUCGGCUUACUGUUACUGACAUGCCUUGCAUCUUCUUACUUCAUCCUAUUAUGAAACUAUUAUGAAAGUAUGCUACGUUUCAGACUAAAGGGAUGAGUCAGCAGCUUCACAGGCUUUAGGUCAUGGUAUGUAAGAGUUUCGUAAUUACUUUAAAUAUUUUGGAUUGUUUGGAUUAUUCUUUGAACUGUAUUUUUGUUUGGAAAAUACUGAAAUGGUACCAUAAACAAGUUCCAGAAAAAGUAAUCAUGGAAACAAUAAUUUAUUUUGCUCAAGUUUUGGAAGGAUCGUUGAUUUUGUACUUAGCUGUUUAAAAUGUUUUGUUAUUAUUUUGGGAGAACCCGCUUAUGUUUAAUGAGCAAAAAUGCACAAAGUGAGCCGCACUUGAACUUGGCCAAACUGAAUACAAACGUAUGGUUAGUCAGAGCCUGCUGAGAAGUCAGCGCGGGUCAGGGCAAGGCUUUCGAGUCACCAAAAACUUUCCCGGCUCCGCCCCCUGGCCCGCGACUAUAGCCAGUAUUUGAGUCUUCAGGGGGCUAAAGACAAGCCAGACAUUGUCGAGGCGCAGGAACAAGACUGUGAGGCUGUGAUACCCUUGCAAACACUCCCACUUGAACUGCACAUACGGUGGGAGGCAGACACACCUUCAUUUUGGCCAUCAUCACAUUCUUGAUAUGUUUCCUGACUUCGGGGUCAAAUGAUGGCUCGGUAGUUUGUGAGCUGUGACGUCUGUUUCGUUUGACUUUGUCAUCUUCUUCACUGGAAUUCCAUCCUUAUUUUUUUGGACAUCUCAACUCUCACAACACCGCAAUGCUGACCGAAGCGUGCGGCGCCAUGUCGAUGGGCUCGGACGUCCGAGACCUGACUCUCCUGUCUCCAGGCCCCCAGGUGGCCCCUCUAGGUGGGGCAGGAGGCGGCUGCGGGCAGUGGACGCAACUGUUGGACCUCCAUCCCGGCUCUCCCUACAACCCCCUGCCCUCGCACCCCUCCCUCAUCAAGCAGGAGCCAAGCUGGGGGACCGCUGACCCUAUUGAGGAUCCCCAUUGUGGACUCGGGGCCUUCACUUUGCAUUUCUCGGGCCAGUUUACAGGCUCGGGCCCGUGUCGGGUGGGGGCCUUUGGAGAUCCAGCAGCGGGCCAACCCAGGGUUUUUCCCAGUGGAACCUACCUCCCCGGGUGUGUGGACAGUCCUCCUGCAUCCAGGAACCAAGGUUACGGUGCAAUGGGCAUAGACGGGAAUCCCAGUUACGCUCACACGGCGUCCCACCACACCCCUCAACUCUCCAGCCUGUCCUUCAAGCACGAGGACACACUUUCGCCGCCCAACAACAUCGUAGAGCAGCAAUACCAUCCUCCUCCUCCUCAUCAUGCUCCUGCCCCCCCUGUGUUUGGGUGCCACAACCCUGCAGAAUCCUGCCCAAGCAACCAGGCACUACUUUUGAGAAACUACAACAGUGAUAACCUUUACCAAAUGGCGUCUCAGCUGGAAUGCGUCACGUGGAACCAGAUGAACACGCUGGCAUCUUCCAUGAAGAGCAGCCACACGACCAGCUACGACAGUGAUCCCGUAGCACCGCCCCCGCCCAUGCUGGUGAGCGCCCAGUACCACAUCCACACACACGGUGUCUUUAGGGGGCUUCAGGAUGUAAGACGAGUUCCUAGUCUUGGUCCUCCAGUGAUGAAGUCGUCUGAGCCCGGUGAGAAGCGUCCAUUUGUGUGCUCCCACCCUGGCUGCAGCAAGAGGUACUUCAAACUUUCGCACCUGCAGACGCAUGGACGGAAGCACACAGGGGAGAAGCCAUACCAGUGUGAUUUCACAGACUGCGGCCGUGGGUUCUCGCGCUCAGACCAGCUGAAGAGACACCAGCGCAGACACACAGGAGUGAAGCCCUUUGAGUGCGAGACGUGUCAGCGAAAGUUUUCACGGUCAGACCACCUUAAGACUCACACUCGGACUCAUACAGGUAAAACAAGCGAGAAGCCGUUCGCGUGCCGUUGGUCCAACUGUCAGAAGAAGUUUGCCCGCUCCGACGAGCUGGUCCGCCACCACAGCAUGCACCAGAGGAACCUGACCAAGCUGCAGCCUGCCAUCUGAGCCAGGAGGGUGGCGAUGCAGCGCGCCAGCCAAUAGAGCGAGAGAGCCAGGUCAGAGGUCGCGGCGCCGUGCCAAAUGUGCAUAAGUGGAGGUCACAGCUGAUGCCAGGCCACCUUGACCGCGUGGCAUCCGCAAAGUCCGCAAGGUGCACCUCAGCCAGCAUUCUUAUUGGGUCAAUACCACUGAGAGGUUAUUACCACCUUAUUACUGAGCCCAAAAUUGAAAGGGGGGGAAAAAGGACCACACAAGAAAACAGUUGAUGCUUUAUUUUAUUUUUUGACAUAAUAGCACACUUGCACUGUCGUUUGGUUUUCUUGUACAAAAUAUGCCGGAUGGUGUAAACUGGAUUUAGGAAACGGAUAAAGGUGAUUUGUUGCUAUGGAGAAUGUAAAUACACACAAUGCACACCGAAUAACUUUGUACAUAUGUGAUGUAUGUGCUUACUUUUACAGACAUUCCUUUUGUCUUAUGUAUGUUUUGUACGUCUAUAAAUGCCGACCUACA